This is a messenger RNA of Labeo rohita (rohu), 4053 nucleotides long. RefSeq names its product ly6/PLAUR domain-containing protein 1-like. The transcript is spliced from 3 exons. The record is from RefSeq and is a predicted model, not a curated record. Gene Ontology annotation, molecular function: acetylcholine receptor inhibitor activity. Bases 3553 to 4038 code for a protein of 161 amino acids. NCBI's taxonomy places the organism in Eukaryota, Metazoa, Chordata, Actinopteri, Cypriniformes, Cyprinidae. Gene Ontology annotation, biological process: acetylcholine receptor signaling pathway.
CCAUGAGAAUCCAAAUUAAACAUGAAUGUGUGAUGCGGCUGCAGAUGAAGCAGAUUAAACUAAUUUUGGUAGGUUAACUCGUUUGGGAUCAAAUGGUGGUCAUUUCUUGGGCGUGGAUGAAAGUUUCUCUGUGUCACUUAAGUAACAGAUUAUGAUUUCAACAGAUGGUGCACCAAAUGAUGACUGGCUACAGGAAAUAAACGGACACGCUUUAGCUUUAUCCAGAUGUGUUUGUCGACCGAGGACGUCGGGUGCGCGCGUCUGUAGCGUCAGCGGGUGUUCGGGGAUUCACGUGUCGCCAUGAUUCUGUUUACCGACCAGCCGCAGAGCAAAUCCCACAGUCCUUCGUGUUUGUGGAGAAAGUCAGCGCUGGGACGGAGGGACCGACGGGCAGAAACGCCGCUAGCGUUCGGCUACGUGAGGCACGCGAUCGAUAAACGCUCCAGCUUCAUCCUCAUCAGCCUCGUCUUCCUCUUCUCCUCUAAAGUUCACGGGCGCGUGUGACCUUUGGGCUCUUCCGCAGUUCUUUCGGACGAUUUGACCUUUGCGAGCGCGUGCCUCUGACCUUUGACCUGCCGUUAGCGCGCAGACGCUUCAUUGUGCCACAGCGAACGUGACGGGAAUCGCCGACCCGCCGCUCUCGCUCUGUGCGUCCGUCUUGUUUUCCAGUGUAAACGUCUUAAAUCGAGAUUUAAGAUCGAGUUUUCUGAUAAAAAGUAUCCGAAUGAAGCGAGUUGAUAAAAAACAAGCUGAUUUUUCUGAGCUCACUGACAGAUAUUGUUGCUUUAAUCCAUUUUUCAGGAAGCCAGACUUAAUAUGUGCAGUAAAUGUAUUGGUGUGUAUGUUUAGAUGUUUGUACUGGAAACCAAGACUGUAGAAAAGCCGUUCUUUGCAGGCCGCGUGAAACGUGCGUUUGAGUGAACGAUCUUCGCGUCUCUCUCAGUAAAGCGCGUGUAGCGAGUCCUGCUCUGAACGGAGAAUAAAAGGCAUGAAUCAUUGAUGAAGAGUCCUGCUGUAAUCCGGUACAGUCCGAUAAGAUCAGCGAGCGUCCGUCUGUCUCUCGCGAGACGCCGUCACGAGCUCAAAGCAACACUGACUGAAGUCCUGCUGCGAGUUCAAAUGCAUUCACAGAAUCUGAACAGGAGCGUGUCGAGUGUGUGGCAAGACAAAUGUAUAUGUGUGUGUGUGUGUGUGUGUGUGUGUUUCAGGUCAUGAACUCACUUCACUGUCAUUGAUCAGAAUGUUCCAGACCAGCUGAAGCCUAACUCUCUCUCUCUCUCUCUCAGUUUCCAGUUUCAGUAUAAGCGUGCUUUGAUAGCAUGAUCAGAUCAUACAAAAGGCCAGAUUUAUAAUUGACUGAAGACAGUGAAACAUUAGCGAUGAAAGGGCGAGGACUCUCAGGGUAAGUCCUUGAAAGUUUGUGAAUCUGCAAAAAAAAAAAUUUAAGGCUCUGGAAAGAUUUUGAAAAUAAGCAUACAUAGAUACAGGUCCUCGAAAGUGCCAUGACGUUCCCGUGCGCACGAAACUACUACGAUGGUACCUCAGUGUUUCACAGACACGCCGUGAAGCAUUGCAAAAAUAGGCUGAAAUGUGAUGCCUGGAAAAUGCAAGUUUCAAGAUAUUCGGCUCACCAGAGAAGAUUACAUUACAAAGAAUGGCUUGCCGGAGAUACAGCAGACCAUCGCUUGACCAGGUGCGGAGCUGAAUAUUCCUCAGUUUUAUGUGAAACAGAAAUACAACAAAGAGAGUAUCAGAUCUCUGUCAUACGCCCAAAAACAAAAUAAAAAAAAAACAUGCUUUUUGGCAUAGCUGUUUGACACAUGAAAACCGUAACAAUGUAUCUUACAAGGAAACACGAUGCAACCUUGCUCUCACUUGAAAUGUGUCCCCACAUUAAGUUCUUGAAUUUGAGGGUAUCGGACCUGGAAAGUCCUUGAAAGGUCCUUGAAUUCAACCCUCUGGUUGUGUUCGGAUUCCUGUCACACUUGUCAAAAAUGACUGGACUCCAAACAAUUGCUUAUAAAUUAGUUUUCUUUCAUUUGGGACUGGUUUUGUGUUUCUGUUUGCAUCUGAUUAAUCGUAGGCCUCGUUUAUCUGAGAAUAGGAACCUCGUUUGGAGGGUUAGGGUUAGUGACUUUGACUUUGUGCAAUUUUGUACAAAAUAAAAGCAUUUAAAAAGCAAACUUCCUGAUUAAACAUUAAACCACACUAGUGUGAUAAAGUUCAUAAUUUUUUUUUUAUCUCAUAUUGUGAAAAUUAUUCAUAAAAAAUGAUUUUUUUCAUUUAAAAAAACGAGGAACCUUCUCUCAGAAAAAUGAGGCCUACGAUUAAUCAGAUGCAAACAGAAACACAAAACCAGUCCCAAAUGAAAGAAAACAAGUUGACAAAAAGAUUGAAUCCAAUAUUGGGUUAUAAUAUAGCAUAAUAGGAGAUUUAUAAGCAGUUGUUUGGAGUCGACCAGGAACACCACAAGUGUGAUUAGGUGAAAUAAAACCCACCAAAAAUUACGAAAAUUCAAACAAUUUUCAGAGAAGUUCUUAUAACCCUGUGUGAACAAAGUCAGUAAGUUUGAGUCCAAUGUCAUAACGUUAACUAGUAUUUUCGGGAACCAGAGGGUUAACGAAGGUGUGGGAACCCGACUCGGUUAUUUCUGCGGCUGGUCUUAUUGCACGUGCAUUUGGAGGAGUCUUGCUUUCAGACGCAACGUUUCCGUGAGGAGAGCGCUGAAAUGAAGUAUUUCCUAAGGUUUGUGUUAGUCUAGUCUCUUGGUAUUCUGCGUCGGUCAUUGUGGAAUCUGUCAGUAGAUGAGCAGAACGUUUCGCUCUCACUGUCAUUUGCAAUGUUUAGUAAAUCUGGCCCUGAAAACUGAAGAGUGUAAAAAUAUUUAUUGUGCAUCUGUAAAUCACGAGGACAUGAACACAAUGACACUUUCCUCCGGAUAUUUUCUGUCCGUUCACAAUAUUUCUUUGUGCCUUGAAGUUCAGUUCUGCUCCUCUGCUUUUAGUACCGUUUUAGUGACAUUUUUUCAUUUAGCAUGAACUUUUCUGCAUAAAGCGACUUAAAAUGAGCACAGUCAUAGAGACCGAGGAGGAGUACCGUAGUCUUCCUAAAGCUGAGGUUUGCUCUUUCUUCUUCUGCCGUCUUCGUGCGAGCGGAAGCCCGGUUCCUCCGGUUGAUCCGCCCGAGGCCGCUUUACGGCCCAUCUCUUCUUGGGCUGAAGGUGACUUUGCUCUGAGCUGUGCUCUCUGAGGUCCUGUAGCGCCUGCAGUGCAGUAAAUGCGUUUAAUCCGGGAAUAAGGGAAGAGUGGAAAUGAAACUGAUACAGGAGAACAAAAGCUCGAGUCUCUUUUCCAGCUGCGUGACGCCGUUCCCGCGAGACACCGAGAGCAGCGCCGCUGUUUGCUCGGCGCACGUCUGUAGUUAAGUAGAUCGGGGAAACCGGGCUGCUCGGUAAUUAUGGAACAAAUUAAAAUGAGGAAAUGUAUUUUAGUUGAGCUCUCUCCUCUGAGCGCCACAGAAAGAAAAGAGUCGAUGUGAAAAUACAAUCUGAAAAUGAGAGAGCAAUAUCAAAGCGCUCCCUCGCUCCCUGACGCAAUUACCCGCCAUUCUCCUUCAUUAGUGUUAACUGAUGACACUCCUCCGCCAGCGGCGCCGCGCGACACGUGCGUGACCUCCGACCCCGGAUCACCGUCCGCCGGCACCGGCUCCGACCAACCGAGCGUGUUGCGGGUUUGCAGCAUUUCUGCAGCUCGUGCUUUCAAACGGAAUCAGAGCGUCUGUCAGAAGCAGGAACGUGACGGGGCACAAAACAAUAGGAGACAAAAGAAGCGAGCAGAACACAAAUAUGCGGAAGAAAUCAGGGAGAAACGGAACAGACGCGAGUCACGCCCGGGAAAGUCAGUCGCGCGACGCGCGCGCGUCACGUGCUCCGAGUUCAGGCAGCAGGAAUCAGAAUCGCGCGCUCAGUCUGUAGCGGUCAGUCUGGCGCGCGCGCGCGGUGUGGCCGUCGGUGGGAUGGAAGCGUCGGAGCGGCGGUGAGCGGCAGCGGCUCCG